GGGGGAAAUCAUGUACGCCACUUUGAUCCCCAUGGAGGAUAGAAGGUGAAAUAUAAAUGUUACUAUUAAUAAUUUAUUACCCGCCCUUCACCUUAAGAUUCCCGGGUGGAUCACAACGUUAAGAAGAAUUUAAAACAACUAUUUAAAAAACCCCACCGAGGAGGACAGGAGGAAUAACUCCUAUUUAUUUACUUAUACUAGGUUACUGCUUUUCGUUUCGAAAUAAUUCCGAAGUGGGGUACAAUAUUGGGGGGGGGGGACACAACUAAAUCGUACAGUCUUAUCAGUAACAAAGUGGGUGGGAACCAAGUAGUUAUUUUCGUGAAGAGCAGUGGCACAGAUUCAACCCAAAGGUUGGGUUGCAGGGUGAGUAAGUAGGUUGGUGCCAAAAGCUUAUCAGACUUUCUGUGCUUGGACAAUUUGAACAGCUAAAUAAAUGGCACGUCUUUACAUUGACACCUAACUUUUUCCACGGGAGAUGGACAAAUAAGAGAAAGUGCUUCCCAUGGUCAAAUUGUAGAACUCGCUUCUCAGUGCCAGUUGCUGGGAAUCACAAGUGAGGAGAGCUGCUGUUGUUCUCAGGUCCUGCUUUUGGGGUUCACAUUUGGAAAUCUGGAGACUAUGAGAACAGAAGGCUGCACUAAUACUAAUACUAGAUUGGUCAUUAGCCUGAACCAGCAUUGAAAGAGUCUUCGUAUGUUCUCCACCCCAUUUAUUCUUCACGACCAUCCUGUGCGGUAGGAUAGGCAAAGAGAUAACACAACUGGCCCAGGAAGCUUCAUCACCUAAAUACGUCCAAGCACAGAAACUGCAGUUAAAUACAUAGAGAAUACUGUAUGCUGGCAUUCUGAGCAACCAGGCUCCAUGGCCUCCUCAGCCCGGGGGAAUAUUGCCAAGCCAAGUCGGUUAAAGUGUGAUUACCACCUGGUGUCUUCUUACAUUUUUGCAUAUUGCCUAGCCCCGUAUCGCGAGAAACUACAAUUCCCACAGUAUCUAGCGUCUGUCCUCAUUGGCUGAAUCCACCGUGGAGCUGUCAAAAGACUGGCGACGGUUCCGCCCUCUUAGCGAGAGACUACAUUUCCCGGCAAAUCCUGCGACCCUCCCGGCGGCACUUCCUAACCUUGAUUGGUUUCGGCGUGGAACUGACAAAGCCUCUGCCCAAUGGAAAGUGGAGCGGUGAUAAGGGGGUGGGCAAGGAAGCUUGACCCGUCUCCGUCGACCAAUAGAAACCGCGCAGGCGUGGGCCAAUGUGCAUAGCCGUUGCUGGCAGGUGAGGAAGCGGUGCUCUGAGGGUGCAGCGGUAGCAGCGGCCCAGGCAUGGGCAGCUUGUGCUCUUCUUCUCUCUUGACCUGAUCCCACCUUGCUCUCCGGCCGGCGAUGGCGAGCACUUCCCGGGACGUGGAAAUCUGCGACGAGGCCGUGAGGGGCACCUGCGACGACGCCUCCCUCUGCAAGCGAUAUGCAGUAAACGUUGGCUACUGGAAGGAUCCUUACCUUGAUUAUUUUGUGAGGCUGCCAAAAGAAAGGAAGGCGCCUGAAAUCAGCCGUGGGUAUUAUGCCCGUGUCCAGGGAGUUGGCCGCUUACUUAAGGCUUUCUUGCAGAAGACUGAAUGCAACUGCCAAAUUAUCAACCUGGGGGCUGGCAUGGACACUCUGUUCUGGAAAUUAAAGGAUGAUAAUCUGCUUCCAAUAAAAUAUUUUGAAGUUGACUUCCCAUCUAUAGUCACAAGGAAAAUCCACCACAUCAAAUCAAAACCUCCCUUGUCAAAACCAAUUAUGGAAAGCCAUUCAGGGGAAUCUCUUCUAAUGGAUGCUCAUAGCCUAGACUCCAGCCGCUACGCCAUUGUUGGUGCAGAUCUCCGAGAGCUGGCCAAACUAGAGGAGAAGCUGAAGACAUGCAACAUGGAUCCACAUUUGCCAACUCUCCUGUUGGCAGAAUGCGUCCUGAUCUAUAUGACCCAAGACCAUUCUGCGAACCUCCUCAAGUGGGCGGCUGGCCUGUUCCAGGCCGCCAUGUUUAUCAACUACGAGCAGGUGAAUAUGUCUGAUCGAUUUGGGCAGAUCAUGGUUGAGAACUUGCAGAGCCGGAAGUGCAGCCUGGUUGGUGUGGAUUACUGCAAAUCUCUGGAUUCCCAGAAGGAACGUUUCCUGCAAAACGGCUGGGAAACAGCAAAUGCCAUCGAUAUGAUGAAAGCCUAUAAUUGCUUGCCGAAAGAUGAUGUCAGAAGGAUAGAAGCACUUGAGUUUCUGGAUGAGAAGGAACUGCUCGAACAGCUCAUGCAACAUUACUGUCUGUGCUGGGCUACCAAGGAUUCCAGUAACCUGGGCCUUGCGGAGAUUGCUCUAUAGUGCGUUUGCUCCAGUGGAGCUCGAGGCGAAUCUGCUGCCCUCUCCUGGUGGGGCUCCGCAUGCAUCAGUGCCAGCCUGCCCGCCAGCCCUCCAUCGCUGGUAUCCUGGGGAACUUGAGCAGUGGAGCAUUUUGCAGGGACAGUCCCUCUCACUGCCGGCCCUGAGUCAUCUUGCCAUGUUUCAAAUAAAUCCCCAAUUUUGCAAGCAACUGAAUAACAAGACUCUCUUCCCUUCUCUGCCUGCUCCUGGGACCUGUCCUUUGGAAUUACUACAGAAAGGAGCGUUUGGGGUUUUUCAGAUGUGUUAGAUGAUGGAAGUCUGGUGGUCCGAAUGUGCUCAUCCUCUCUGUUGCACUGGGGCCGGGGAAGGUUGGUUGAGCCACUCUUGGGAGGGAGUGGAACAUACUGGUGGGAAAUAUACGUUUAUAUUUUCUCCGUUGAACUUGAAGGCUCCCCUCCUGUCAUGUGUGCCUCUCUUUAUUUUGUGGGGUGUGGCUCCUGGUCUGUCCCCAGCCCCUGCUGCAGUGAGGUGUCUGUUCCCUCUGUGUGAACUUCAUCAGCGGGGCUGGCCCACCUAUGUGGCAGGAUCCACAGAGGCAGCAGACCCGUCCUCAGAGGAAUGCUUUGCCCCCUGUGGUGCCCUCCUUGGAGACUGGAUCUGCUCCCCCAAUGCCACCUCUACAGUGGCCCCUUGGCUAAUAGUAUGCACUGCUGGUCUCCUCCCAAUGUAGAUCUUCCCUCCCCACCUUGUUCCUGAUGUAAAUCAUCACUCAUCCCUUCUUCCCUGACGGGUGGUAUGCCAUUUUGAGGUUUGCCUCAGGUGCCAAAAUGUCUUGGGCUGGCCCUGCUCCUCAGCUGUGUCAAGGGCUGGCUGGCUGGCUGUGUUGAAAUGUACUCUUAACUCACCUGUAGCAAGGGUUAAUAAACUGGGUUUUUGUAACAUUG
Molecule: messenger RNA, 3293 nt
Organism: Zootoca vivipara (common lizard)
Lineage: Eukaryota; Metazoa; Chordata; Lepidosauria; Squamata; Lacertidae
Gene: LCMT1
Product: leucine carboxyl methyltransferase 1
Biological process (GO): C-terminal protein methylation
Cellular component (GO): cytosol
Molecular function (GO): protein C-terminal leucine carboxyl O-methyltransferase activity
Source: RefSeq, a predicted model, not a curated record